AUGAAUUAGUAGGAAUAAUAUUUCCAAUUGGAAGAUACUUGGAUUGGAUAUUAUUGGGAAAUGUCUCAAUAAAAAAUCAAUAGGUAUCGAUGGGAGAUCAAUCUAUAACACUCCAGAAUCUGUAUUGAGAAGAAAAAUUAAGUCAAGUCCAUGAGUACUUCGACUUUGAAUGAAAUGAUUGUAUCAAAUGCCACACCAGUAUUUUUUCAAAAAAAAAUAGAAUGUGAAAAAUGCGAAAAUGGCCUCUUCCUUCUGAAGGAAAAUCAUACACUAGAUUGUGGAAUUUUAUGUACUAAUUGUGAUAGUGAUCUUGGCUGCUAAUCUUGCUAUGGAGAAGCAAGUAAUAAUGGUUGGAGUGCGAAUCCUAAUCUGAAUGUCUAAAAUGUUAGACCUCCAAUUUAACUCACUGCAUUCAAUGUAAUGAUCCAAUUAAUCAAAAAUCUCUUGCAAUUGGAGAUACAAACUAUCCUUGCUACACUCAACCGGAUCUUUGCUUAAAAGCAAGAUCAGAGUAUAUCUGUGAUACUUGCAUCUAUGGAAUGCGAAUAAAAAAAUGGAGCCUAAAUUAAAACAUUAAGAUGCUCAUUUGAAAUAGAUCAAUAGUCUUUGACAAUUACUUAGAAGAAUAUUACUUCAUGUCUUGGAGGGUUUGUAAAUUUAAUAACUGGAAAUUGCGUCAGUAAUUGUGGAAUCGGUAAAUUUGGAAAUAUCACCUUAGGUUUUAAUGGUAUGAUUGAAUAGACUCUAUGUUUAGACUGUGAUUCAACUUGUUUCGAAUGCUCUUCAAAAUACUAAUGCUUAUCAUGCAAACGCGGGUUUUACCUUGAUCUUUAAACCAAAACCUGCAAAUAAAAGAUGGGUUAGCUGGAAACUACAAUAUAUGUUAAAUCAAUGGAAUAUAAUAGCUAAUAUAAUGCUGAUGGCUCUAGAGAAUACCCUUUUGGUUCAAUAAUAGAUGCUCUUACAAAUUCUUAUGAAAUAGGAUCCCCAUUUGAAUCAGCAACCGUAACAAUUCUACUUUUUUCUGAUUAGGACCACUCUAUGCUAAGAUAUGACACUAACUAAGGACUAUUUGUAAACAAAGAUAAGAAUGCUUAAUCAACUAAGAUUAUUAUAGAUACAGUCAAUUCUGUUUCUGUCAAAGUGUAUUACAAGAUGAGAGAUAAAUUUUAAUUCCAGGUGGGAGCUGGAUUAACUAUUAGGAAUAUUUAAUUCGAUGCUGUAGAUUCAAUACUAGAUAUUCGAGAUGUUUGA
Messenger RNA from Stylonychia lemnae, 1254 nucleotides. Lineage: Eukaryota; Ciliophora; Spirotrichea; Sporadotrichida; Oxytrichidae. The record is from the annotation of a GenBank genome assembly.